This is a messenger RNA of Caenorhabditis elegans, 1059 nucleotides long. It is a transcript of the gene smz-2, whose product is annotated as PDZ domain-containing protein. The transcript has 3 exons. Bases 74 to 898 code for a protein of 274 amino acids. Lineage: Eukaryota; Metazoa; Nematoda; Chromadorea; Rhabditida; Rhabditidae. The record is from RefSeq and is marked reviewed.
UCAAAUUUCGCAAGAAAUCGAAUCAAUCGCCUUUUGAAUCGGCAAAGCAGCAAAGAAGAAAAGGAACAGAAGAAUGGGUUCCGAGAAGAUGAUCGAGAUUUGUAUCGACAUGGAGGAAGGAGAACCACUUGGUGCAACUCCAAAUGACAAGCUCGUUAUCACUAAGAUUCAGGCUGGAACCAUUUCUGAAGGAAAAUUGAGAAUUGGUGACCAAGUUAAAAAAGUGAACGGACAAAAUUGCAAGGAUUGUAACGACUUUUUCCGUGCGCUUCGCUUUGCUGCUCCAUGUGCAAAAAUCACGGUGAACCGUGACGAAAAAAAGGCUGAAGAGUUAGAAGCUCGUGUUCAUAUUCCUGAGGAUCGUGCAAAGAUCAUUCAACGCCGUGAGGGAUACGUUUAUGAGUUGGCAACCCUUGUCUGGGUUCAAAAUGGACCAAAACUUGGUUUGGGAAUCAAGCAUUUCCAGAACCGUGUGCUUGUUUCACGUGUUGAUCCUGGAUCACUAGCCGAGAAGUGUCUUGUUCUUGGAGAUCAUUUGUGUGAUGUUGAUGGAAUUCCAGUCAGUGACAAGGAUGUUGCCAGAGAUCUUCUCGUCAAGAAUAUCCAAGAGAAAGGAAAAGUCACUUUUGUCGUCGAGCGCCCUGAUUCGAUCGAUGCCAAGCAAUGGGCGAAACAGGCGUUGGCUACCAAUCUCAUGCAACCACCAUCAGUCCAAAUGAACGAAGAUGUGAAAGGCAUUGCUUCGCAAUAUCGUCAAGCUCUUCCAGGACUGAAGCCUCCAGCGAAGAGUGCAAUGUCUACCGGUCCAAAUGCUCGCCGUGUUUCUAUCAUCGAGCAAACUCAAACUCACGAGAUCGGACAUGAUCAUGAAGGAAAAGCUCUUCGCAAGGUCAAGUGAUGAUAAGAAUUCAGCAAGAUGUCAUGAAUAGCACUGUCUAGAUUGAAUAAAAAUGUUUUGAUAUUUGUUUUGUAAGGUUUAUGAAUCAAAGUUCUCCUGAAGUGUUAUGUGCCCAUUGGAGUCAUCUUAACUUUUUAGAGACAAAACUUCUUAUAAACUUU